Diutina rugosa is the source of this 1107-nucleotide messenger RNA. RefSeq lists its product as uncharacterized. The transcript has a single exon. The coding region runs from base 1 to 1107 and encodes 368 amino acids. Lineage: Eukaryota; Fungi; Ascomycota; Pichiomycetes; Serinales; Debaryomycetaceae. The record is from RefSeq and is a predicted model, not a curated record.
AUGAGCUCAAACAAAGGUUACUACGAAGGCUACACCCAGGGAUACAACCAGGCCUACGAUCAGGCGUCAUACAACCAGGGCUACAACGAAGCUCUCAGCCAAGGCGCCGGGCUGUCUUCUCCGAGCAGUGGCCACCACCAUCACCACCACCAUGGCUUGCUGAGCGAAACCGGAGAGCGUCUCUUUGAGAACUACGAACGGCCGGUUAACUCCAACUACAACGGAGGCAGACCUGUCUACGAAGACCAAGAGCCCCACACCCACGUCCCGCUUAAGGAAAAGGCCGAGAAAACGUUUGAAAACUAUGAGCGUCCGGUUAACCACCACUACAACAACGGUGAUCCCAUUUACAAGAACCACGAACCCCGUGUCUACGAACAACACCCCCCUGAACCACUUGUCAACGAACAACGCCCCCACGAACCUCGCCUCUACGAAAAGACUCUCCCCGAGUCUCGCAGCCACCAUCAUCACGGCCACAAACAUCACGUUCACAUGCCUUUUCAGGAAAAGGCAGAUAAGCUUUUUGAUAAUUACGAACGCCCCGUCAACAAAGACUAUCAUGGUGGAAGACCCGUGUAUGAGGACCAGGAACCGCUUGUACACAUUCCCAUUAAGGAGAAGGUGCACGAUCCCAUCACGGAGAAAGUACACGUGCCCCUCAAGGAGAAAGCCGAAGAAACUUUCGAAAACUAUGAGCGUCCUGUCAACAAGAACUACCACGGCGGUAGACCUAUCUACGAGGAUCAAAAGCCUCAUGUGCAUGUCCCCCUCAAGCAGAAAGCUGAAAAGGGUUUUGAAGACUACGAGCGUCCUUUGAACAAGGACUACGAUGGGGGUCGCCCCGUCUAUGAAGACUACCAUAUCGACACUGGCAGAGGUGCUCCCAAACCGACUGGCGUUUACCGUUCACCCAUCUCCGACAAGGGACACUUUGAAAACCAAAGUCAAGGUCGCUACGCUACUGAGACUAUUACCACAACUACCAGAACGGUCAAAGCUCAACAACCUCGUGGUAAUGUGCACAACACUGAACCUCAGGUCCAAACUCAGGAACGCCACUACACCGGCGAGAACUUCGGUGGGGUACCCAUUACCCGCAGUUAG